Eruca vesicaria subsp. sativa (arugula) is the source of this 510-nucleotide messenger RNA. The record is from the annotation of a GenBank genome assembly. NCBI's taxonomy places the organism in Eukaryota, Viridiplantae, Streptophyta, Magnoliopsida, Brassicales, Brassicaceae.
AUGAGCUCAUCCUCUUCCUCCUCCAUCUCACAUUUAGGGAGACAAACAACUGGAAUACCCACUCGUUGUUUGUGUGGAGCUAAUCUAACUACAUUUGGUGCUCAAACCAAGGAUAAUCUCUUCCGCAGGUUCUACAGAUGCGAGAUUUGGCUCAAGAGGAAAAGUGAGCACCACUUGUUCAAGUGGGUCGAUGAGGCAAUUGUAGACGAAAUCAAUAUUGUUGAUGCAAAACAAUCCCAACUAAAAGAAGAUCUCGACUCUUUCAAGCUGUGCACGGCAAGACGUUUGGAAAAACAGGCCAAACAAAUCGAUCAAACCAUCCAACAGAUCCAAAUGCUCAUGGAUACCAACACUAACAACUGUGCCACUGGUGACAACUCAGCUACGAGCUCUGAAGAUCCUAAAGCCUCCCCCAAGGAUCUCUCUUCUGCCAAUUCAUUGUCCAACAUCGCAGUUGCAGCCAUUGCACUUGGGGCUAUGGUCUGGAUCUACGCUAGGAUCAGCAACUAG